Aspergillus uvarum CBS 121591 is the source of this 855-nucleotide messenger RNA. Its product is annotated as ClpP/crotonase. The record is from RefSeq and is a predicted model, not a curated record. The transcript has 5 exons. The coding region runs from base 1 to 855 and encodes 284 amino acids. Lineage: Eukaryota; Fungi; Ascomycota; Eurotiomycetes; Eurotiales; Aspergillaceae.
AUGGCGACUCAAUUCUCCUUCCCACCCCUCCCAUUCCAAAUCGACCUCAACCACUCGCAAUAUCGGGCCAACCAGGAAACAUGGAAGACCGUCCUAGACAGGUUUGAGAGGGCUUUGCAGCAGGUUGCUGCCGAAGCCCGCAAUUUCAUUGCCCUCUUAUUGGACCAGGACUCGCCCAUUUUGGAGAUCGGGGCCUUCGCCGGCUAUAGGAACCCCAAUUCAACGCCAUGUGCCAAUCUGAUCGCGGGGAUUGGGAAUGUCAGUGGCCAACCAUGUCUGCUCAUGUCACAUAUCCCGACCCAGAGCGGUGGGGCCUGGAACGAGAUGACAGGCCGGUGUCUUCCUCCCGCAACAAUUCCGAGUCUUUCCUUUCACAAAGGCGGCCAAUUAUUCCGGGAUCUCACCGUGCGGACCAAACAUGGCAAAUCCUCCUGCGCGCUCGUCUUUGGCUCCUCGACUGCCGGGGGAGCCUAUCACCCCGCGCUCUCCGAUCACACUGUCUUCGUCGAGAACCAAGGGCAGGCGUUUCUGGCAGGACCGCCGCUGGUGAGGAUGGCGACUGGGGAGGUGAUCGGAGCGGAGGAGCUGGGCGGGGCGAGGGUACAUGCCACCAAGACUGGGCUGGCGGAUCAGAUCGCGGCAGAUGAGCUGGACGCUAUCCGCAAAGCCCGAGAGUGGGUGGCUACCCUGCACAUCCCAUCACCCAAGGCACCCAUCGACACCAUCGAGCCCUUACCCCCAAGAUACCCCGUCCACGACCUCCCGAGUCUUGUGAACCCCGAUAUCCGAAAGUCUUUUGAAAUGCGCGAGGUCCUGCUGCGGUUGAUCGACGACUCGCGACUGCUAGCUUUUUAA